CCAGGAAGGAGCACAUUGUGCGGUUUGCUCCCGGGAAUCACUGUCACUCUCACUGCGGCUGAAACAAACUAUCGCAGGAAAUAAACCUGAGAUUGUUCAUCUAUGAGAAACAAAUCAAAGUGGAUGUUCCAGUGAUCGGGGGUUGGCUCUGUGUCUGGUUGUUUGCAUCUGGGAAUGUUGGGAUCAUUUUUACAUCCAAGUUCCAAACAGGAUUCCUUCCUUCCUUCCUCCCCGGUGGAUUUGCCUGUGAUUUAACAACCCUGAGACCUGAGACCCACCGCCUCCUCCACUCUCUCUCUCUCUCUCUCAGCUUCGCUCCGGCCUCUCGUGGAUUUGCCUUUGUUAAUUUUUACUGGAAUUACAAGCCAACCUGGUGCCUGCCAUGGACGGCCCUCGGGCCAGCGUGCUCCGCCGGGGACGCCGAUCCCGAGCUCAGAGGAACCGCGAGCAAAGAGCCAAGGGGGGCAGAGGUGGCCCGCGGGUCGCCUGCAUCCUCUCCUCCUCUGGCUCGGAGCGGGAGGACAGCAGCAAGAAGCCAGGCUUGUCCCGGCCCAGACCACCCCGACGCCGCAGGAAGGCGUCCAUGUCAGGGGAGGAGGACCUGAUCGAUGGCUUUGCCAUUACCAGCUUCAUUACACUGGAGGGUCUGGAGAAGGACACGACACUGAAGCCCAGUGAGCACAUGGACACAGCGCAGAACCCACUCGUAAAGAAAACCCGUAACCAGCUACACAACGGCCUAAGGUUUCACCCAAACAAGAAGAGACACAACUUUCACAAUGGGAACUCUGACAGGGAGAACAACCCCAGUCUGAGCCGAGGCCAAGGCCAACGGAAACCCUUCCACAAGCGGUGCAGACAGAGAGAGAUAGAGAGAGACAUUUCAGAGAGGCUUCCGGAAGCUUUGGCUUAUGAUGAUUUUGUGUCCUCGAUGUAA
Molecule: messenger RNA, 937 nt
Organism: Callorhinchus milii (elephant shark)
Lineage: Eukaryota; Metazoa; Chordata; Chondrichthyes; Chimaeriformes; Callorhinchidae
Product: autism susceptibility gene 2 protein-like
Exons: 3
Coding region: 383-937 (184 amino acids)
Source: RefSeq, a predicted model, not a curated record